This is a messenger RNA of Colletotrichum siamense, 723 nucleotides long. RefSeq lists its product as uncharacterized. Bases 1 to 723 code for a protein of 240 amino acids. The record is from RefSeq and is a predicted model, not a curated record. Lineage: Eukaryota; Fungi; Ascomycota; Sordariomycetes; Glomerellales; Glomerellaceae. The transcript has 2 exons.
AUGUCCUCCGCCCGCGUCACCCCGCCGCCGGAAUGCAGCAUCGCCCCGCAAACCACCACCUCCGCCCCCUCCGACGCGUGCGCCGCCCUGCGCGCAUGGCACUGGGACGGCUGCCCCGCGGGCUUCUCCCCCGCCUGCAGCACCACGGACGGCGUGGCCUCGCAUACCCAGCCGAGCGUGAGCUGGAGCACCGGGUGGGAUAACAGCCUCACGCCACUGACGGCCACGGAGCGGUGGGAGACGGCGGUGGACAGAGUUCUGGAGUAUGGGUGUAGAGAAGCAGCUUGCAUCGCCUCCCUCACAACCCCCAAAAUCCUGACUUACCCCCGGGUUACAACGACAGUGCAGGGCGAAGUAACAGGCCACGCCAUCCCCGCCUCGCGCGCCGAGAUUCGCCUGGCGGGGGUAGUCUACGCGGCGGACGAUCCGCGCUCGGACACGGAGAUGCACGGGGCGCCGACGACGGUGUGGUGCGAUGCGGAGCGGUGCGCGGACGUGCCGGCGGGUAUGACUACCGAGGAGGGGCAGAGUGCGGCGACGGCGACGGUGUUGGGGGGGAUGCCCGCGGCGGACGACGGGUUUGCGCUGCGGCCGCCGCCGGGGAUGGGGGCGUUGGGGCCGUUUGGGGUGUACGCGGUCACGGCGCUGUUUGGGGCGGUGGUGUUUGCGGGGGGUGUGUUGGGGCCGUGGGGGUGGGCUGGUUGGAGGCGGAGGGGGAGGUGA